AUGUACUACCAGAAGUACAAAGACGAUAGAUGGCAGCUUAGGAUGUUGGUUGCACUAGCUUGGCCAAUCGCCAGGCUUUUGGAACUCGGCCAUAUGUUCUGCGUCAGCGCCGAAAUAUACAAGGCUACCAUAACGUAUUAUGGUCGGCCUGAUAAACUGUUUCCUUUCCCGUUCCUUGGGGCGUCGACGGCUGUUGGUGGGGGCAUCGCUUUUCUCGCCCAUUCUUUCUUUUCCGUCCGAGUGUUUAGGGCACUUCCAAGGCCGUGGAACUGCGUUGGGGCUGUUACUUUCCUCAUCGCCCUCGUGCGUUUCAUCGGAAGUAUUAUCCUCGCAGCCCGCGCCGUCAGUGCUCCAGGUCUUGAAGAGUAUCGAAGAAGCGUCGGCUGGAUGGCGGUCUCGCUUUUGUCGAUGGGUAGUGAAGGACAUGGGUCACCCAUGGCUCACUCAGGUCUGACGCUCACCCAUACCCACCAAAACCCAUACCCAUGA
This is a messenger RNA of Coprinopsis cinerea okayama7#130, 489 nucleotides long. RefSeq lists its product as hypothetical. The record is from RefSeq and is a predicted model, not a curated record. The transcript has 4 exons. NCBI's taxonomy places the organism in Eukaryota, Fungi, Basidiomycota, Agaricomycetes, Agaricales, Psathyrellaceae. Bases 1 to 489 code for a protein of 162 amino acids.